Molecule: messenger RNA, 1516 nt
Organism: Paramecium octaurelia
Lineage: Eukaryota; Ciliophora; Oligohymenophorea; Peniculida; Parameciidae
Source: the annotation of a GenBank genome assembly
AUGAAUCCAGAUAUGCCUGUCCAUGUGUAAAGUAAUUACUAAAUACUAUAUUUUUUGUAGAUCUUAAAUUGGUAGAUUUUGACAUAAUCAAACCUUUAGGGAAAGGUGCAUACAGUGAAGUCUUCUUAGCUAAGAACAAAUUCACUGGACACGAAUCUGCACUUAAGAUUGUGGACAAGAAUUUCUUGCUUAAAGUAAGCAUAUCAUGUUAACAAUAUAGGAGAAAAAGAUGCAUCAUGCAUAUAUAGAGAGGGAAGUGCUGAGUAAAUUGAGACAUUAAGGAAUCAUUAAGUUAUUCAAUUCAUUCGAAGAGCACGAUAAACUAUUUUACUCCCUUGAAGUGUUAACUGAUGGUAAUUUAUAAGAAUACAUGAACAGUAAGUGACAUUGAUAAUGCUUUAGGGCAUAUUUUGAAUGAUUCAAUAAUCAAGUUCUAUGUAGCAGAAUUGUUGCUUAUUCUUGAAUAUCUGCAUUAGAAUGGAUUGGUGCACAGAGAUGUGAAACCUGAAAACAUUCUAUUAACAAAGGAUAAUCAUUUAAAACUUAUAGAUUUUGGAACAGUAUUUGUUUAUGAUCAUAAUAAAUUGAUAUCGGAGAUAAAUUAGAAGAUAUUAGGAUUAAAUAUCAAAAGUAAAGAUCUCCUUCUUUAAACGAUUUUGAGAAACCCUAAAUUAGGUAUUGCCGUGAUUCUAGUUUUGUGGGCACAUCAGAAUACUUAUGUCCUGAGUUAAAUGAUUACAAUGUUAUUGGACCAUAGGCUGAUUUGUGGGCAUUGGGAUGUUUCAAUUAUCAAUUAUAUACAAAUAAAACACCAUUCUAUUCAGAGAACGAAUUCGAGUUAUUUAAUAAUAUAAGUCAAUGCUCAUGGUCAUAAGAUUCAAGUAUACCCAAUGAUGCCUUGAAUUUAAUCAAGAUAUUGCUUGAUAAGGAUCCCUUAAAGAGAUUUCUAGGAGAAUUUGAUGGUAACUUUACUUAUCAUUAGUAGAUUCUUAAUAUAAUUAUGAAAGUCUCAAACAACACGAGUUCUUUAGAGGAAUUAGUUUUAAAUAAAUGUGGUUAUAAGAUAUCCCUUUUAUAAACACUACUGAUCAACACAAGAGAAAGAUAAGUAGAAUUCAGACUACAUUUAUUGAAAAUAACCGAGCAUUGCGUGAUAAAUAUGAUAAUCAAGGAAUUUCUUAAAUAAUCAUAUAAGGUUAAUUAGAUAAGGAACAUGGAGUUCUAUUUAUGACUCAGUUCUCUCUCAGACAUGCUAGCAUUGUUUGUUAAGAUAGAAUAGUCCUUUUCAUUUAUAUUAAUCCUUAAUUAAAUAACAAAAAGGUAUUAAGGUUAUUUUAUAUGUUAGACUGUAAUACCCUUAAACUAAUUUACUUCAUGCAAAUUAUUAGGGAAGGGGAAAUUCAUUGUUGCAGAUAGAAAUAAAAAGAAAUACAUUUUCAAAUAAAGAGAAAAUAAUGUUACUGCUCAACAGUGGGUUAAUUUAAUUAACAAAUAUAUCAAAUCUAACCAUUAUUGA